Messenger RNA from Hemicordylus capensis (graceful crag lizard), 6728 nucleotides. Its product is annotated as soluble scavenger receptor cysteine-rich domain-containing protein SSC5D-like. The transcript is spliced from 10 exons. Gene Ontology annotation, cellular component: membrane. The record is from RefSeq and is a predicted model, not a curated record. The coding region runs from base 174 to 3107 and encodes 977 amino acids. NCBI's taxonomy places the organism in Eukaryota, Metazoa, Chordata, Lepidosauria, Squamata, Cordylidae.
UCUUCCCGGGCUGCAGAUUGGAGGCCAGAGGACCCAGAGCAAGCAGGGGUGUUUCCACUUUCUUUGCUGCCGGGCUGACUCAUUGCCUGGGUCUUCUGCCUUCAAUAAAAGCGCCUUUGCUUCACAAAGGUUUCUUCCGAGCCGGCCAGGACUCCGACCCUGCCACUGACACCAUGCUGCGCUCCUUGUUCUUUCUGGUUGUCUUCCUGCAAUUCCAUGCCACAGCCCCCUUCCAAGUACGCCUGUCUGGAGGCCCAAACCUCUGUGUAGGACGUGUGGAGCUCUUCCACCAAGGAGAAUGGGGGACAGUGUGCGACGAUGACUGGGACCUGCGAGACGUGGCUGUGGUGUGCCGAGAGUUGGACUGUGGAGAGGCCCUUUCAGCACCCCAUGGAGCCUGGUUUGGUGAAGGAGCUGGCCCCAUCUGGCUGAAUGAGGUGCAUUGCAUGGGCACUGAAUGGCACCUUCACUCUUGUCGCCAUCUGGGCUUUCGAAAGCAUGUCUGCACCCAUGAGGAAGAUGCCAGUGCCAUCUGCUCAGUCCAGCGCUUUCCUCCCUUCACCGCCUUUCCCCCUCACACAACUGUCAGGAGGAGCAAAAUGGAAGCAGCGACGACAGCAAGAGCAGCGUCUCUUCCACCUGCUGAGGGGACCCCUGCCCUCCGCCUUGUGGGUGGCAGAAGCCACUGUUCUGGCCGGUUGGAGGUAUUUCAUCAAGGGCAGUGGGGAACGGUGUGUGAUGACAUGUGGGAUCUUCUGGAUGCUGCUGUGGUCUGCCGGGAACUGGACUGUGGGGAGGCUCUGGCAGCACCAGGCGGUGCCCUCUUUGGUGAGGGGAACAGUGCCAUCUGGUUGGAUGAUGUGCAGUGCCAAGGUGAAGAGUCCAUGUUGGCGGACUGCCCUGCCAGCCCCUGGGGGACACACAACUGCCGACACACAGAAGAUGCUGGGGCUGUGUGUUCAGGUGAGAUGCCCCUGGCUAUGGUAGAAGAACACCUGGCCAUGCUCACAAGGACUGUGGCUCCCCAGAGAUCACGAUCUACAGCCCUUGAGAUAACACCACUCCCUACUCAGCCUGCAAGGGUCCAGGCAGAAUCUGUGGCUUAUGAAGCGUCACAGCAGAAAGAAAAGAGCCCAAGGAAAGGCCCUUCAGAAGAGGAUCUAGGCGGCAAGUGGCAGAUUCGGCUAGUAGGAGGCCCUGGAUCCUGUGCAGGGCGGCUGGAAGUUCUAUAUAAAGACCAGUGGGGUACAGUAUGUGAUGAUGGCUGGGAUCUGCUGGAUGCCGCAGUAGUGUGCCGUGAAUUGGGCUGUGGGGCUCCUCUUCUUAGCACUGGGAAUGCACGAUAUGGGCCAGGAACUGGACCUAUUUGGUUGGACGACGUCAACUGCACUGGGGCAGAGACUACACUGUGGCACUGCCAUGCCCAGCCCUGGGGACAGCACAAUUGCAACCACCAUGAGGAUGCAUCUAUCAUCUGCACAGGCAGGUGGAAGGCUCUUUCUUUGCCGAAACCAGCUAGUGAUUCAGAUGUACCUGAGCUUAUACCCUCCUCACAGGAUCCUGGGCCUGAAGAUGAGCCAAGGCUGCAAAGCACCUUGGAUGUAACUGAGGCCACCACAGUCUCUCCAACUUUCCCAACUGUAUGGGAUAUGGAGUUGCUCAAUCCAUGGUACCCUGAUGUGCCAUUCCCAGCCACACAUAAUAUGGAUCUUAAAUCAGAGGAGGAGAAAGAGCCAACAAGCCCCUGGGAGAUGGUUGAAAGUAAAACAACUUCUAAUGCAGAGAUCCUGAGGCAUGUUCAGGAGAAGAUGGAAUCUACUAGCCUCCCAAAGAUAAGUUCACCUACAUUCAAAAGGGGACAAGAUCUCACCCAUCUCUCAGUGGAGUCUCAUCCACCCUUCACAAUGCAAGAAAUAGAAUCCGAAAGAGAAAAUGAGCCAAUGAAUUCCAAGGACAUGGAUGAAGCAACUUCUAAUGCAGAGAUCCUGCAGCAUGUUCAUGCGAUGGAGUCAACCAGCCCCUCAAAAACAAGUUCAUCUACACACAAAUGGGAACAGGAGCCCACCUACCCCUCAGCUGAGUCUCAGCCACCUUCAACCAUGUGGCAUGUGGAAUCUGCAAGAGAAACUGAGCCAACAAGUCCCUCAGGAAUAGAAUUGCCCACAGUCACACAAGACCUAAAGCCUGCAACAGAGAGAGUGCCUCUUCUUCACUGGUUCAGGAUGCUUGAGUUGUCUCCGGUCCCACAGUACACAGAACCAACCAAGCCCUCAGCUGAAACUCAGCCAGCCUUUGCCACAUGGGUUCCAAAACCUGAGAGAGAAACAGAGACAAUGGCUCAGAUAGCAAUGAAACUGUCUUUGUCCUCCAAAAGCUUGGAACUCACAGAGGAGAUGGAACUGCCAGCUGUCACACAGAAUGUACAGCCUAUAAAGGACAAUGAAGUAACCAGCCUCAACAUCACUGAACCUGAAGAGAAUACAGAUAAGACUCAAGAAGAGGACUCAAGCACAAAUCCCCUUACUACAUGGCCUGCAGCUGCACCAGAAUCCACUGUUGUUCCCAGUGCCUUGAGCUCAUGGGAUGGAUCAGAUGAUCAUGGCAUAUCUGCUCUGCUCCAAAGACCAAUGUUACCCACAGCUUCCGUGGGUGGACCAUUUGAGGGUGGCUUGAUGAGCUCAGAAGACUCAGAACGAGGAGCAAAUAUCACCUCUGCACCAAACCUCACCGAGGCACCAGCUCCAAACAUACCAUCUGCUGAACCUAUCACCCAUGCUGCUAACCUCAGCACACCAUCCCCAGGCUGGCCUGUGAGGCAGGAGCUGAGAAAAGAGGGUCACAACUGCUGCUGUUCACCACCUGCACUGGGAAACUUGGUCCAUGCAGUAGAAAGUCUCCAUGGAGGAUUGGGAUCCCUCUCCACUGCCAUCCAGCAUCAAGGCUCCCAACUGGAGGCUGUGGCCCACAGUCUGGCUGAGUUGGCAGCUUCUGUGAAUCAUCUAGUGGGGUUGCUGCCUGCCCUGUUACAGCCAGUCCCAGCCCAGCCCUCUUCAGUUCCCUGUCAGCAGAAUGAAAAUCAGAUGCAGAACCAACUGCCCUUAAAAUGAAAGUAGUGCUGCAGGGAAUUGGGCAAAUGGUUAACCUCCCCUGACAUGGCUGUAAUCCAGAUUGAGUUCUCUAUGACUACUUUUUGAAAAAGAAAAAAAUAAUAAUCAGGAGUUCCAGUUACAUAAUUCCCUUGUCACAUAUAGAUAGAUAGAUAGAUAGAUAGAUAGAUAGAUAGAUAGAUAGAUACUUUAUUUACGACUGAUGGCCAAAACACUUGCCACAUCUAAUUUGGUCCCGACUUCUAUAAUACUCUGGCCCCAAACUAGGCAGAAGGUGAAACUUUCUAAAAACUAAAAAGAGAAGCAAUCUGGCUAGAUAUGAAGGUAAACAGUUUUCAGGCUACAGCAGUUAGGAGAUGAAAUCCCUGAACUGGUCACCAGAUGGCAUCAAAAUAUCAUGGACACAGCUAAACUAAUCCUUCUCAUAGUUGAAAAUCUUCUUCCCACAGUCUCUUUGAUCAGCUAAAGCUACCCUUAAUAGGAUUACUACAAUUGUGCAAGCAGGCACCAACUCAUCCCUUUAGAGCAGGGCUGCUCAACUUAGGCCCCCCAGCUGUUUUUGGACUACAAUUCCCAUAAUCCCCAGCCACAGUAGCCAAUAGCCAAGGGUUAUGGGAAUUGUAGGCCAACAUCUGCAGGAGGGUCGAAGUUGAGCAGGCCUGCUUUAGAGUGAUGCUUUUAGGAGAGAAACAGUCAUAACCUUUACUGAUAUCUAAAUUUUGGUUUGACAAAACUCAGCAAUGAUAAAAGAUGGAAUUGAUCACACCAUCAUUAAAUUGCCCUUUAUAAAAAUAAUUGGUGCAAUACAGUUCAUUAAAAGAGUUUUGACAGUAAGAUGGUGAAAACAGCAAAUAAUAACAAUAAUAAAUAAUAAACCAUGAUUUGUUAGCCCUAGUGCUGGGUUUCACAGCCUGAGCCUGUGUUGGAAUAUAAAUUGUGAAUUCUCUCAGCCAGGGACCUCCUGAUACUACUUUGUAAAGUACCGUGUAUUUUGACAAAACAAAAAUUGCAUAAAACCCCCAAUAACCUCUGUUUUCACUGAUGAACAUGAGUGUAGUUGGAUUAAAAAGAAAAUUUUAGCAGAAUUAAUUACAGAUAGAUCUAGCUAUGUUAAUCUCUCUGUUCAAAGACAGUACAGUUUUGAUUACUAGGUGCUUGAGACAAGAGGGGACAGCUACCUCCAUCAUGUCUUGCUUGUGAGCUUCUUGGGAGAGCAUCUUGCUGGCCAUUGUGCCCCAUCUGGAAUCUACUUCCCCAAAUGGCUGUUUUCCAACAAGGUUAGAUGAUAAAACAGCUUAAACAUUCUGCAGGACAAUUGGCGCUUUAAACCAAUAAUAAAUAGAUAUUUUCUCUUUAAGAAGCUGGAAGGAAUUGGUAAUCAUUUCCCCCACUUCCACUUGGAGAAUGGAGGGAAAUAUAAGGAUGCCUUAAAGAUCUAGGAGCCUGCAGCCACCUGAAAGUUUGAAAAUUUAUCCAGAAUGAAUAAUCAAAUCUUAAUCCAUUCUUGGAGACUGGACAAGCCACUAGGCUCAAUAGUAUCAGGGUGCAGACAGCAGAGGAUGACUUCACAAUGCAGAUAGAGAGUACUGCUGAAAUUACCAUGUGGCAUAAGUGAAAUCACAGUAGGCCAGAAAUCAAAGUGGGCACUUUGCUGCAGGGUCAGUCCCCAAGGUAUAAAUCCAGGCAAGAGCUAGAUGGUAACAGGGAAGGUGGAAGCAGGAUUAAAACAGGUAACCAGGCAGAUCAGUAUACUAAGAAAGUCUGAGCUGAUUCACUGAAAGACUAGGAUGUUUUCAGAGUACCCAAGCCAACAUCUGUAGCCAGAGAUAUAAUGAAAGGGGAUAACAAGUUGGUCCAAGGAACAACACAUAAGUGAGCCUGUUGCAAUGACAAGGGCUAGAGAAAACCGAAGGGUAAACUUGUGAAGAUCAGCUAAUGUGUACUCAAAGAUAGAAUAAGAGAAUAAUUGAUCAAGAGGCCCAGUGGUUUUCCAGCAGUUGUGUCCCAAAUUCUGGGGUUCAAGACAUAUUUCUUCUAACUGCACCUGAAAGUUUUGAAGAUAAUAUUGCUGACAAAUUAACUUGUAGAAUUCCAGCAUGGAGAGGUGUUAUAUAACAUCUACUGCUACAUGAAAAUAACCACAAAGUUCCUCUUGUAGUAACAAUAGUGUUUCAUUUUUAGAUUCAACUUUGAGUGUUCUGUGUUUAUAAUUUUUAGUUCCUCUGACCUGCCUCUAGCACCUCCAAAAUCUGUGAAUACUUCUACUUCCUCUUAGGGUUGGUCCUUGAAAUAAACAAAUCUUGUACCCCCAGAGCAUGUCUAGUGGUGGAAUUAGGGAGCCAAACUCAGUGUUUUGGGUGGGCUGUUUGGGAGUAGAGCUUCUUCGUUUCAAGCAAGUCCAGGGCUAGAGCUCAGCAACAAAACUGCUUGUAUAGCUUAAAAAAAAGUAGUGGGGAGACUGAACCUAUGAACAGUCUUGCUGGAUCAGGCAACAGCCAUCUAGUCUGGCAUCCUGUUUCCCACAGUGGCCAACCAGUCACUCUCAGAAAGCUCACAAGCAGGGUGCAAAGUCAAUGGCUCCUCUCUACGUCUUUCCCAUCACUUGGUAUUUGGAUACAUGUUGCUGCUGAACAUAGCAAUUGUUCCACAUAAAUGUCAUAAACAUGACAUUUUUAUUUGAUUUUAACCUUGUUUGUUUUAACUGUUGAUUUUAAAUGUAUGGGUGUUUUAACUGGCUGUGAACUGCCCUGAGAUUUUAGUUACAGGUGGUACAGAAAUAUGUUCAAUCAAUCAGUAAAUCAUGGCUGAAAACCACGGUUAGACCUGCUGCACAUGAAUUUGUCUAAUUUAAGUUCAUAUAAGCUGGUGACUAUACCAUAACUUGAGUCAGUGGAUUUCGAAAUGAAUUAUGCAUGUACUUUAUUACAUGCAUAAGAUGUACUUUAUUUUGUCUGUUCUGCAUAUACUGUAACUGAUGGAAAGGCAACCCGCCCACAUGUGAUCUUUCUUUCCAUCCUUUCAUUUUGUCCGCAGCUAAAUCUAUCUUUCACCUGUUAAAUAUCUCCAAUCCCAUCCAACCCCCCACCCAAUGUGUACCACUAAGGUUUUGCUUAGCUCUCUCAUAUUUUCUAGGCUUGAUUUUUAAAAAAAAUAACGUUCUUUCAUGUGGCCUUCCUACUGCUUGUCUUCAACCAUUCUUGUCUUGACUUUAUUUUAAAUUUUGCAUCUCAGUUAGUUUUUUAUCUUACCUAUAUUUCUCCUCUUCUUUCUGAUUUACAUUGACUUCCAGUCAGCUCUGACUCUUUCUUAUCUUCCUGUUUUCUUAUCUCUUUAUAUUCCCUUUCAUUCAGAUUCUCAAACUAUAGUGUAGACUCCCUUAGGGUAAACAGAAGAGCUGCAGUGCAAAUGCAUUGAUAAGUUCCCGAGUCAGGCAGUAAUUGGGGAGAGUCAUGUUUAUUUCUUGACAAGUGAAUUUUAGCCCGUUGAAAAACGGGCGCUAGUAAUGCUUUCGGCCCCCGCCGCCGAACCUCCCAGCUGCCCGAUCCCACCAUUUGUACAGGAAAGAGGAGCUCGCCAGCAGAGCUCCUCUUUCUGCAAAGGCUCUUCUCAAACUGGCGCUUU